This is a messenger RNA of Spodoptera exigua (beet armyworm), 333 nucleotides long. The record is from the annotation of a GenBank genome assembly. NCBI's taxonomy places the organism in Eukaryota, Metazoa, Arthropoda, Insecta, Lepidoptera, Noctuidae.
AUGGGUCGGCUCGAUCGGAGUGAUACCACGGCCUCACAGAAUACCGACGUGAAACACAGUGUUGUGUUUCGCCGUACAUCAACGACGCUCAUCCUGCUGCUUCACUUAUCACUUCACACAGUCGACGAAGGGCAUGCCAUAAAUCCAAGUUGUACGUGUAUCCGCUACACGUCGACGUAUGGUAAGGAGCGUGGCACGUUCAGCAGCCCCGACUACCCGCGCCCCUACCCGUCCCGGAUCGACUGUCUCCUCUACACCUUCGUCGCGGCGCCCCACGAGAUUGUCGAGCUCGUCUUCACAGACUUCGACAUCUAUAAAGGACAUCUCGAGUGA